Molecule: messenger RNA, 627 nt
Organism: Candidozyma haemuli
Lineage: Eukaryota; Fungi; Ascomycota; Pichiomycetes; Serinales; Metschnikowiaceae
Exons: 1
Coding region: 1-627 (208 amino acids)
Molecular function (GO): protein binding; fatty-acyl-CoA binding
Source: RefSeq, a predicted model, not a curated record
AUGGUUUCAAAUAUCUGGGUGGCUACGGCCGAUAAUGAUCAGGCUCUUGUAAAGAAAUACAUCGAGUCUGGCGAAUUUUCUGCAAAUUCCAAGGACCCCAACGGGUACACCCCCAUCCACGCUGCUGCUUCAUACGGUCACAUCGAGCUUCUUCGCUACCUUCUUGAACAAGGAGGAGAUAUAAAUAUCCAGGACGAGGAAGGCGAUACGCCUUUGCAUCAUGUCGAAGACCUUACUGUCGCUACGACGAUUGUGGAAGAGUUCAAGGCUGACUUCAAGAUCAAGAAUGCCGAGGGCCAGACACCAGCACAGUUCAUAGAAGAGGAAGACGAGUUCCCAGAACUAGCAAAAUAUUUGCGUUCUUUAACUCAUGACGAGCCAUCCUCCUCUCUUCUAGACAACCUCCCUGCUCCAGGCGAAGCAAAUGGCCAUCAAAUCCGUUACACUAUGGAAGAGGACCAAGGCAAUGGCGAAAUAGACGAAGAAAGAAGAAAGAAGUUGGAAGAAAUUGUUAACAGUGAAAACCCUGAAGAAGCUUUGAGAGAGUUGGUUACUUCAGCUGUCAGAGACGGAUUGGCUCAAUAUAAGGAGAACGAGGAACCUGGCACAAAGAGGCGGAGGGAAUAA